Molecule: messenger RNA, 2886 nt
Organism: Neurospora hispaniola
Lineage: Eukaryota; Fungi; Ascomycota; Sordariomycetes; Sordariales; Sordariaceae
Exons: 5
Coding region: 1-2886 (961 amino acids)
Molecular function (GO): fatty acyl-CoA hydrolase activity
Source: RefSeq, a predicted model, not a curated record
AUGUUUGUUCAUCUUGCUCUGCUCGGCAUAGGCUUCACCGCUGUCAAUGGCAUGCCCAACGGUUUUGGACGCCGUCAAGGGUAUGGUCAGAACAACGGAGAAACGUGCACGACAACCCAAACCAUAACAGUCCCCGUUACCUUGGUGGACUAUACGUACACAACUAUCACCAUCUCCGCGAACGCAGGAGGCACGCCGAUCUUCCCAUCAACUGUCACCGUAUACUCUGGCUGUCCGAGCUCCUUGAGCAGCAUCCCCGGAUUGUCAUGUUUCAGCCAACCGGGCUCCAAUGCCACAUCCAGUGCUACAUCAACCGCGUACACUUCUAGCAACCUUCCACUCUCCUCAUCUUCUCCUCCUGUUCCUUCAAGUAGUGGCACUGCCUUCCCACCAGCUGUGUCUAUUACCCAGACUGGCUCCCCAAUGUUUGGAAACUCAACAGCCUAUGCUGGCACAUCGAUUUCAUCGGAGAAUAUUCCCGGAACAGGCUCGACCGCUGUGCUGACCAUCGGCAGCUCUACAGGCCUAUUCAGCAGUAGCUCAUCAUUCAGUGAAACUUUGACUCUGAGUACUCGUCUUCCUAUCCGGACCAGUCUUUUUAGCCUUUCUUCGAAGCCUGCCGAGACAUUGUCUACUUUAGGUUCAUCUUCGGAAGUGACAGCUUCCUCGAGCACCAGCAGCGAAAACAGCGUGGUAUCAUCUUCCAAGUUACCGGAGUAUGGCUCGAUCAGCUCCGUUUCUACCAAUACGAUAGCCGAUGUUGAUUCUACGUCAGGAAUGACACACAUCACAGGCGCGACCAUAGGCAUCACCAGAACCUCCACAAUUGAGACGACCAUUACAGUGACCCAAGAAGUCACCGCUACUGUAGACAUGCCGAAUGAACUGGAAACUACCGUUAGUGGCAAAGAUGGAGACUCUUCUUCCACCUCGGUCGUGGUCCUGACAUCCACGGGCCAUGUUACUGUGACUAUUACGCCCGAUACCGUCUCUUCUGCUAGUGUUCCAGAAUUCGACACAAGCGCAGCAGAUGCUCAUUUCACCACUACCAACUCUUUUGCCCCGUCGGUUGUUGAUGGUGCCCCGGUAAGCUACACCGAAAGUGAGGGGUCUCACCAGCCUACUACGAGCUAUGAAGCCACCUUCUUGUCAUCACUUGACAGCAGUGUAAUAUCUGGCGAUGUCACGAGUGAAAUCGCGACAACCGAGUUUUUGACCAGCACACAAUACUCUGUCACUGUACAUUCUACAACACCAGGGAGUUCAGAGUCUACGACAGCUUCAAAUACUUCCAGCUUGAUCCCAUUGUCCUCGACCGGCACACAAUCAACCGGCUCUGUAACUGAGUCUUCCACAACCCCAGGGACUUCAGAAUCUACUACAACUCCAACAAUCUCCAGCUCCAUUCCGUUAUCCUCAGCCAGCGUGUUGCCUUCAUCAAGCGAAGGGAUUCCUUCAACUAGCCUUCCCAGCAGUAGCACGUCUUACUGGUUUAAUGACGACAGCACAUCAGCUUUAUCAGCCACUUCUCUAUCUGCUAGCGACACGUCAACUCCCACAGUGUCUCUGUCAUCGUUCUCAGUUACAGAUACGGCUUCACCCACAGUUACCUCUUCGUGGUUGACUGGUAUUCCCGCACCCUCCUUUACUUCGAUUUCACCAUCCACCAGCCAAGGCUCCUCAGACUCCGUCCCAGCAUUGUCAUCAUCAUACGACAGCGGAUAUAGCUUCACUCUUCCCACCCCCUCUUUAGAGACCUCGGCAGCUUCUACUUCGUUGGCCAGCCAGAUGUCGUCUGACAUUCCUGACGGAGUUAAUUCAACUGCCGCGAUCACUGGAUCAGAAACCAUGACGAUGCCAUUCCCAACCACGCUGUCCAUAAUUUCCGUCCCGUACCAGUCCAAGGCUUCUGAUGAUGAUUUGACUACGACCUCUUCGGCCAAGGGCAGCGAAAGCACUACUUAUGGCGCGGAGUUGAGGAAGAUUAGUGGGGGUCAGGACUUGGCAUUUGCUGUUGUCUGCUUCAUUUACUUAUCCGUCCUCAGAAGUGAAACGGGAACAGUGGAAAGAGCAUUGCCAAGCACGGUACUAAACUUUAAACUUCAGUCAAAACGUAUCAGCGGUUCAGGGCUCAAGCCAAAUCAUCACCUAAUCAGAGCCCAAUCCACAAUGGCCCAUACCUCCACCAUUCCCGGCGGGGACAUCCCGCCCGCAUCACAAACACAAGCCGAAGUCCAAACCCAAACAACAGGAUCAUCAAGCGACUCACAACAACCCUCAAUUUCCCCCGAAAAAGAAAGCCUCCCCUUCACCCCUUCCCUCUCAACAUCCAUCCUCGUACCCCUCAUCCCCGCCACCUCAUCCGCCCUCGCGCUCGCCCACGUCCAACGCGUGUGGGACUCCAUCCGUCCCAACUCCGCCAUCUACAACCUUCUUCUAUCCGACAUCGUCCUCGUAGCCGCCGUCGCCCACCCCACUGGCCGGAUCCUCGCCCACUUGACUUUGAAACCAAUCCACCUCAACAGCAAGCGCAUCCUGCACGGUGCCGUCAGCGGGACGUUGUGCGAUUGGGCGGGUGGGAUGGCUAUUGCUGCCAGCAUUGCUGGCGAUGAACUCAAAGUGGGGGAAGGGGAGCAGGACAGACAGAUGACGACGGGGGUGAGCACAGAUAUGCAUCUGAGUUAUUGUUCAACGGCUAGGGAGGGAGACACCUUGGAGGUGGAGGCGUGGGUUAGUAGACGCGGGAGGAAGUUGGGGUUUACGGGGUUGGAGAUUAGGAAGAGGGUGGAUGGGUGGGAGAAGGGGGAAAGGGGGGAGGUGGUUGUGGUGGGAAGUCAUACCAAGUAUUUGCCUUUUGGGCAGAAGCCAAGAGAGGCAAAGGAGUGA